Molecule: messenger RNA, 1188 nt
Organism: Aegilops tauschii subsp. strangulata
Lineage: Eukaryota; Viridiplantae; Streptophyta; Magnoliopsida; Poales; Poaceae
Source: RefSeq, a predicted model, not a curated record
AUGCAACGGGAGGGUGCUAGCAUGCGAGAAGGUGGCGAGAGAAUCACGAGAAGAUUGCGAGAUGAUUGCGGGCAGUUUGCCGGCGGGAGGAAUGGGGAGAUUAGGAUGUCUGAGAGAAAUGCAACAUCGGCAUUGCAGGAGGAGAAUGUCCUUAAGAGAAAGUCAGAUGAUGUGGGAUGGGACUAUGGGAGUCUAGCUGAUGCUUCCAACAAGGAUAAAGUGAAGUGUAUUUUCUGUAACCAUGUGAGCACUGGAGGUGUUUAUCGUCACAAGCAGCAUGUGGCUCAUGUUGGUAAUGCUGUGGUCAAAUGCAAAAAAAGCUCGCAGGAAGCUAAAGACAGGUGCAAGAAAUCUCUUGAAGAGGCAUCUAAUAAGAGGCGGGAAAAGACUGCCCGUGAGAAAGAGCUCAGACAAACUGUGAACAUUUCUUGCGUUGGAGAUGAUGAAGCCGCUUGUAUCGGAAGUGCGGAGCCCCACAAGUUAGGUCCCAUUGACAAGUGGACACGGCCUAUUGAUCCUAAACUGACUCAAGCUGAAGCCUUGCAUCAACAGAAGAUAAACAAGGAACUUUGGAAAAAGAGAACACAUGAAGUGCAGCAGUAUGUGGCUAGAUGGGUGUACAAUCAUGCUAUACCAUUCAAUGCUUGUGACAAUGAUGAUUUCAAGUUAAUGUGUGAAGCCAUUGGGAGCUUUGGCCCUGGAUUUGUGCCUCCGUCUAAACAUGAUCUUCGAGAGACUUUGUUGAGUGAGGAACAUGCAAGAGUGAAGAGUUUGCUGCAAGAACGUGAUGCUGAAAAGAUGAAGAAUGGCUGCUCCAUUAUGACUGAUGCUUGGUCAGAUAGGAAGAGGAGAAGCAUAAUGAACUUGUGCACAAAUAGUGCUGAUGGUUCUAAUUUCAUAAGGUCGAGUGAGAUGUCGGCUGUAUCACACACAAGUGAAGUCAUCUUCCAAUUAGUGGAUGAAGCAAUUGAGGAAGUAGGUCCUGAACAUGUGGUGCAAGUAGUGUCUGAUAAUGCUUCUAAUAACAUGGGAGCAAAGAAGAUGUUGUUGGAGAAGAGGCCAAACAUGUUUUGGAGCUCUUGUGCGACGCACACCAUUAACCUGAUGUUGCAAGGAAUUGGCGAGCUACCAAGGUUUAGUAAGGUACUUGAAAAAGCAAAAGCAUACACUGUUGGAAAUAUGCCCUAG